This is a messenger RNA of Nematolebias whitei (Rio pearlfish), 1183 nucleotides long. It is a transcript of the gene sox17, whose product is annotated as SRY-box transcription factor 17. The transcript is spliced from 2 exons. Gene Ontology annotation, biological process: anatomical structure morphogenesis; vasculogenesis; heart development. The coding region runs from base 1 to 1173 and encodes 390 amino acids. The record is from RefSeq and is a predicted model, not a curated record. Lineage: Eukaryota; Metazoa; Chordata; Actinopteri; Cyprinodontiformes; Rivulidae. Gene Ontology annotation, molecular function: DNA-binding transcription activator activity, RNA polymerase II-specific; RNA polymerase II cis-regulatory region sequence-specific DNA binding.
AUGAGUAGUCCUGAUGCGGGUUACGCCAGCGACGAUCAGACCCAGGCAAGGUGUGCGAUGUCAGUCAUGAUGCCUGGAAUGGGACACUGCCAGUGGGCCGACCCUCUCAGCCCUCUCGGGGACGCCAAGGUGAAGAACGAGCCGUGCGCGUCCGGCUCCGGCAGCCAGAGCCGCGGGAAGAGCGAGCCGCGCAUCCGGCGGCCCAUGAACGCGUUCAUGGUGUGGGCGAAGGAUGAGCGCAAGAGGCUGGCGCAGCAAAACCCGGACCUGCACAACGCAGAGCUGAGCAAAAUGCUGGGGAAAUCGUGGAAAGCCCUUCCUGUCACAGAGAAGCAGCCCUUCGUGGAGGAGGCCGAGCGCCUGCGGGUCCAGCACAUGCAGGAUCACCCCAACUACAAGUACCGGCCCCGGCGGCGGAAGCAGGUGAAGAGGAUUAAGAGGCUGGACUCUGGCUUUCUGGUCCACAGUGUGCCCGAUCACCAGGCCCAGCCGAUGCCGGGGGAAGGCAGAGUGUGCAUGGAGAGUCUGGGCCUUGGCUACCACGAGCACGGCGGCUUCCAACUUCCUCCGCAGCCGCUUGGUCACUACAGGGACCCUCAGACUCUUGGGGGUCCUUAUGAAAGCUACAGUCUUCCCACACCUGACACGUCUCCUCUGGAUGCUGUAGACUCAGACUUCUUUUCCCCACACUCUCAAGAGGACUGUCACAUGAUGCCUGCGUACCCGUAUCACUCUCAGGUAGAUUUUCAGCCUCAGGAACCCCUCUCCAACCACCAUAACCCCAUCAUGCACCGACAUCCAUCCUCUGCCCCAGAGCAACCCCCUCAGCCUCCUUCCUACAUGGGAUGCCCCAACACUUUGGCCAUGUACUACACCCAGCACUGCAGCUCCAGCCACAAGCGGCACCCCGGUGGGGCAGGACAGCUAUCCCCACCCCCUGACUCCCACUCCCACUCAGCAGACAGCAUGGAGCAGAUGCACCACUCGGAGCUGCUGGCCGAGGUGGACCGCAGCGAGUUCGAGCAGUACCUGAGCUCCUCUUCGGCGCGUGCGGAGAUGACAGGUUUACCGUACGGGCCGCACGAGGCCGGCAUGCAAGGACCUGAGAGCCUCAUAUCAUCGGUGCUGUCAGAUGCAAGCACAGCUGUGUACUACUGCAACUACAGCUCCUAACCCCCCCACC